AAAAAAAACAGCAAGAGAGAAGGAGAAGGUCUGAAGGAAAGGCAGGGAGAGAGACAUUAAGAGGUUAAAAUCAGAUUCAGAAUAGAGAAGAAAGAACAACCAUCCUAUUUCUAAUAGAUUAUUGUUGCUUAGCCGAGACCAUCCUGAUUACAGAGCAACACUGAAUGAGAGAGCAGUGAGAGAAGACGGCCAGUGAGCAAGAGAGGACUCACUCACACAAACACAUGCAGAGGGCGUGAGACGCUGAAGGAGCUAGCGGUGUGUGUAGGCAGAUCCGUCCACAGGCUGCGAGCUGGAAUAAAGGAGGCUGUCAGCAGCGUUUUCUACCCUACAACAGGACUCUUUCCACCAAAUCCACCAUUUAUUCACCCAGUGCUCCAUUUGCCUGAAGAGAAAAGGGAAGACUGCAGAGAUCCUACUGCACAACCAACCGGUGGGAGGAGCUGAUGCAGUGAGAGGUGAGAGGACACAGGCCCCAGGUUGAUGCAGUAAAGUGCACUUUAAAAAAAAAAAAAAAAAAAAAAACGUUGAAGAAAAGGUGUUCUGGCCAUGGGGAACCUCAUUAAGGUCCUUGGCAAGGAUUUAGAGAACUGUCCACAUUUUUUCCUGGACUUUGAAAAUGCCCAGCCCACAGAGGCAGAGACAGCAGUGUGGAAUCAGGUGAGCGCCAUUCUGGAGGAGGCCCAUGGCAUACUGGCAGAGCUGCAGUCCUACAAUGGGGCAGGACAGGAAAUACGAGAGGCCAUUCAGAAUCCAGGUGACUUACAGCUGCAGGAGAAGGCCUGGAAUGCGGUCUGUCCUCUGGUCGCUAAACUGAAACGCUUCUAUGAGUUCUCCCUCCGUCUAGAGAAUGCGUUACGCAGCCUGUUGGAGGCACUCACAAGUCCACCAUAUGCCCCUAUGCAGCAUCUAGAGCGGGAGCAGGCACUGGCAAAGCAGUUCGCCGAGAUCCUCCAUUUCACUCUCAGCUUUGAUGAGCUCAAGAUGACAAAUCCUGCCAUUCAGAAUGACUUCAGCUACUACAGGAGGACCAUCAGUAGGAACCGACUAAACAAUCAACAGCUGGAGGCUGAGAAUGAGGUGAACAAUGAGAUGGCCAAUCGAAUGUCCCUGUUUUAUGCUGAAGCUACACCCAUGCUGAAGACGCUGAGCAAUGCCACAACCAAGUUUGUGUCGGAGAACAAGACACUGCCCAUUGAAGACACAACAGAUUGCCUGAGCACUAUGGCAUGUGUGUGUCGUGUCAUGUUGGAGACUCCUGAGUAUCGAUGCCGCUUUACCAACACAGACACCAUGCUCUUCUGCAUGCGGGUUAUGGUGGGCGUCAUCAUUCUUUAUGACCACGUCCAUCCAGUGGGCGCCUUCGCUAAGACCUCCAAGAUUGAUAUGAAGGGCUGCAUCAAGGUGUUGAAAGAGCAGCCUUCAAAUAGUGUAGAGGGCCUGCUUAACGCACUGAGGUAUACAACACGACAUUUAAAUGAUGACAGCACCUCAAAACAAAUCCGAGCUCUGCUCCAAUGAGAGAGGAUGAAGACAGCUGGGUGUUAGGAAGAGAGAAAAAUUGAGACGACAUAUGAAGGAAGAAGAAAAAGAUAGAAAUGCUGGAAUAUGCUACUUGUGGGUGACCCAACCUCUGAAAACUGUUUGUUUACAAGCGUGAAAACAUAAAACCCAUCUCAAUAUCAAUAACCUGGAAAAAAGUAAAAAGUAUAUAUAUUGUCAA
Messenger RNA from Alosa sapidissima (American shad), 1723 nucleotides. RefSeq names its product family with sequence similarity 49 member A, like (gene fam49al). Bases 550 to 1521 code for a protein of 323 amino acids. The record is from RefSeq and is a predicted model, not a curated record. Gene Ontology annotation, molecular function: small GTPase binding. The transcript has 12 exons. NCBI's taxonomy places the organism in Eukaryota, Metazoa, Chordata, Actinopteri, Clupeiformes, Clupeidae. Gene Ontology annotation, biological process: regulation of actin filament polymerization.